CACGCAAGCGUGAGCUGCAGUUUGCCGCUAUUCUCCGCUUGAACUGAACGUGCUAAUUGACUCAUUUAGCGCCAGACACGUCCUCUUUGCGCAGCCUGGAUGCAGACCUCGUGCACGAGCAGCGCGCCAGCGGAGCGGGAGCGCGCGCGGAGGCGGUCCGGGGCUGCUUCGGUUCCUCCAGUUAAAUAGCACGGACACGGGAGCGAGCAGGCGGCCGUGUGAGGAUAUACUUUUUUUCUCGGGAGCCUCUUUGGAUUACGACGCCGAAUUGCAGCAUCCACGGCCAGCCGACAGGGCCCACGAUGUCCAGCGAAGUGCAGAGACCGGACGACAGCCCCAGCACCAGCGGGGGAAGCUCGGACAUUGAACAAAGGGAAUCUGUGCCGCCCGAGCAGGAGCGUGAGCAGGCACAGCCCAAAAAGAAGGAGACCAAGAUCUCCAGUAAAACCGCUGCUAAACUCUCGACCAGUGCCAAGAGGAUUCAGAAAGAACUCGCAGAGAUCACACUAGAUCCUCCUCCCAACUGCAGCGCCGGCCCCAAAGGAGACAACAUCUACGAGUGGAGAUCCACCAUCCUGGGACCGCCGGGCUCCGUGUACGAGGGCGGGGUCUUCUUCCUGGACAUUGCCUUCACCCCAGACUACCCCUUCAAACCCCCAAAGGUAACCUUCCGCACAAGGAUCUAUCACUGCAACAUCAACAGUCAGGGUGUGAUCUGUCUGGACAUCCUGAAGGACAACUGGAGCCCCGCCCUCACCAUCUCCAAGGUGCUGCUGUCCAUCUGCUCCCUGCUCACAGACUGUAACCCAGCGGACCCCCUGGUGGGCAGCAUCGCCACACAGUACCUGACCAACAGAACAGAGCAUGACAGAAUAGCCAAACAAUGGACGAAGAGAUACGCCACAUAGACUCCUCGCCGCCGCCGCAACCUCCAUGACUCCCUCCCCUCCUCCCUCCUCCCUCCCCUGCUCCCUCCUCACCGUACCUCUCUACCUCUCUCACCCUUAGUCUGUCAAAGCACACUCACUAAGUGCAUCGGUAUUCUCCCCCUCCCCCCCGUCUCCCUCCCUCCUCGUUUUAUCUACCUUUUCUGUGUUACAAAACAAAAACAGACAAAAAAAGUCCCUUUGUUCCUUGUUGACUUGAAAGCUUCUUUUUUAUACAAAGAGUAGAUUGGGAUUUUUAUUUUCCAAUAUGUGAAUGUUGGAAAUCAUCGUAUUGGAAACGACAGAAUAUAAUGAAACGCUCGUCCUCCGGCUACACAGUACGUACUUCAUUUUUUUUCGUGGAACACUCGGCUCUCAUCUCCUUGGUUUUGUAUUUUCGUCAUGUGACCUGCAUGAGACGGGAAGGUUUUCUGCGUCAACGGAUCCUCCAUGCUUUUUAACUUCCUCUGAUUUUCUUUGUACUGUAUGUAUUUUUUCAAAGCUUUUGAGGCGGACCGCGAGAGUCUGCCUGUGAAAGAGGCAGGACUUGUAUAUUUACUGGCUACCCGCCACCUCUGCUGUCGCGGAGUGGUUUGUUGUGCACUUGUAUUACUGAAACACCCAAUAAAACACACUGUGGUUGGCUUGUGAGAAAGAA
Molecule: messenger RNA, 1584 nt
Organism: Synchiropus splendidus (mandarinfish)
Lineage: Eukaryota; Metazoa; Chordata; Actinopteri; Syngnathiformes; Callionymidae
Gene: ube2e2
Product: ubiquitin-conjugating enzyme E2E 2
Exons: 6
Coding region: 303-908 (201 amino acids)
Biological process (GO): protein polyubiquitination
Cellular component (GO): nucleus
Molecular function (GO): ubiquitin conjugating enzyme activity
Source: RefSeq, a predicted model, not a curated record